AUGGUCGCCUAUUUUAUAAAAACACUGAUCAAUACAUUUUCCGUGAAGACAGAGGAUAUCCAACUUAUGGGUCAUAGCUUAGGCGCACACGUAUCGGGAUUUGCGGGCAAACGAUUCAAUGAAACAAAGAUCGGACUCAUCACUGCCUUAGAUCCAGCGGGACCUGGGUUCAAUUAUGUGCGACUGGCCCCUAGUGAUGCCAAUCUGGUCACGGCUGUCCAUACCAGUGCCGGAAUAACUAAAGAGAUAAAUGUCUUUAUGGGAGACAAUCUGUUAGAAUCGGUGCAGUUGUUUGGAUUCCUGGGAAACUCAGACUCAUUGGCACACUUUGACUUCUGGCCAAAUUCGGGCAACGGACAGCCCGGGUGUGAAAAAAUAUCUCAAGAAUUUCUCAAUGAAAUACUGUUAAAAGGAGGGGGCGCAUUGAAAGAGAGGGCCAGUUGUGACCACUCGAGAGCUCACGAGUUACCGACUGCUGAACAGGCGCUCCGACAGCCAGACUCGUGUCAAAUGAUUGGCUACGAGUGCGACAGUUAUCUCGAAUUCAAAGCUGGAGAAUGUUUGAGUGAACACUGUUUCGAUGAGCUAGGUUGUUUUGAGAGUCGCGACUUUGUGAUGGAAGAGAGAAAAUACUUCCCACACCUGGAGAAUACAAUUAAUGCCAUGAAAAACGACAAGUUUAAGCUGUGGAACAACCAGAUGAUGAUAUGUCCGGUCAAUCCCGAGCACUCAGACGUCGAGUUUAAGCUAUUCACGCCCGACUCCAACCAUAGCGUUGCAUUCACAUAUAGACCCGACCCAAAAGUGCUUAAAUCUACGAGCUUUUCGCCAGACAGAAAGACCCUGUUCAUUGUGCACGGAUACGUGGACGGCUAUAAGGGGUGCGAUGAUUACGGGUCCUGUCAUUGGAUGGAAAGAAUCAAAAACUAUUUCAUCGCUUAUGACUACAACGUGAUAGCCGUGGACUGGCAUAAGCCGGCCGCUUCACUCAACUACUUUUACUCAGCCUUCAACACUCGUAUCAUAGGAGCAAUGAUCGCCAAUUUCAUCAAAACACUGGUCCAAGUGUUUAGUUAUAAACCCAGUGAUAUUCAACUCAUGGGACACAGUCUGGGCGGACAGAUAAUGGGCUUUGUGGGCAAACACUUCAACGAAACAAAUAAAAAAAUAGGGUUCAUAUCUGGCUUAGACCCGGCCGGCCCUGGUUUCGACACUUAUAGCCUCGAGCACACCGACGCCGACCUCGUCAUAGCUGUCCAUACGAGCGCCGGCCUCUUAAAAGCUGUGGAUAUGUCUGAUUUAUUAAGUUUCAAUCCGUUGGAAGUCUUACAACUACAAGGGUAUACGGGUAGUGUCAGGAAUAUUGGUGAUUUUGAUUUGUGGCUUAAUGGGGGCAAUGGACAGCCAGGUUGUGAUACGACGUCCAUGAAUUUCCUUAAGCAAGCCUUUGCCGCGGGUCCUGGCGGUCUUGCCGACAAUAUGGCCUGUUCCCAUAUGAGAGCCACUGAAAUUCCAUCAGCUGAAAGAGUGCUGAGAGAGCACCGGGAUGAGAAGGACACGUGCCAGUGGGUGGCCUAUGAGUGCAGUAAUUACAUAGACUUUCUCCAUGGUCAGUGCUAUGACUGCGGCCAAGACGGUAAAAAAUGUAAACUCCUUGAGUAUAUGCCGGGCUAUUGGCUACAACCCAAAAAUUUAGUCGAUAUCAAGAAAGGCUUUCCACAGAAUCUGUAUCUACAGACCCAGGCCAUGCCUCCCUAUUGUCUCUAUCACUACAUGAUUGUGCUACAUAUGUCCGAGGUGAAAUAUGUGGGCAGAAUUAAAUUCACACUCAAUGGCAGAAAGAAAGUGGAGUUCGAGAAACCCUUUGAACUCAAAUCCAAAGACCCAAAGACAUACAACUUCUUGUAUACGGAUAGCGACCAUUUGGGACAAAUCACUGAAAUGACUAUCGAGUACCAUAAGACUAUUGUGGGCUCUUUGGUUAAGUACUUGCAGAUCCUUAGGCCCAUGACUUUCAUUCAAAGCAUGUCUGCCAACGAGAUCACUAUAUCGGCCAUUGAUGUCAUCUUCAUGAGCCAUAUCGACCAAAGUGUUCGUGACAGUUAUUCAUCACAACUGAUCCCAAACACAAAAGACAUGUCUGGAAAAGGAUUCAAUUUUAUAAUUAAUAAGGAUAAGUAAACAUAAUUUUAAUAUAAAGUUUACAACAAAUACUAUGAAAUAUUAUAAAAUAAAAUUCAUACAAGAAUAAAAUCUUUAAUAAACUCGGUAAGUUUUACACAAAAAUAAAUUCAAAAA
Messenger RNA from Oppiella nova, 2298 nucleotides. NCBI's taxonomy places the organism in Eukaryota, Metazoa, Arthropoda, Arachnida, Sarcoptiformes, Oppiidae. The record is from the annotation of a GenBank genome assembly.